This is a messenger RNA of Nematostella vectensis (starlet sea anemone), 2839 nucleotides long. Its product is annotated as octopamine receptor 1. The transcript has 4 exons. Lineage: Eukaryota; Metazoa; Cnidaria; Anthozoa; Actiniaria; Edwardsiidae. Bases 1553 to 2560 code for a protein of 335 amino acids. Gene Ontology annotation, biological process: G protein-coupled receptor signaling pathway. The record is from RefSeq and is a predicted model, not a curated record. Gene Ontology annotation, molecular function: G protein-coupled receptor activity. Gene Ontology annotation, cellular component: membrane.
AUGGGAACAAAGAAGUCGUUAAGUCGAAUAUUAGUACAACCUUAAUGAUAUUUCACUGUUCUGUUUGUGUGUCUGCUUAUGUACUGCAAGUGCAUUUAUUGUCGAUUUGUUAGACUUCGUGUAACCCAAUAAUUGCGCUGAUUUUGGUUUUCAUAGUAUAAUAGAAUUCUCAUUAGUAAGUAAUAACUGCCAUAUAGUACAUGGAUCCGAGUGCUUAACAGGCCGAUGACAUUUUCUGUAAAUCCUGAACUUAGCUGCGAUGUCUCGGUCACGGAAAAUUUCAAGAUAAAUAAAAAUGGAUGCUAGAUUUGUGCCAAAUGUUAUUUAAACUUGAAUGGAAACAUUCGAGCAGCCAUUUUGUCAAAAAGUCGUCAAGGUCAUUAAGUUGAAUAAUCAUAAAAUUUAUUGUUUGUUUUCUAAUGAUUCUUUAUUUAUAGCUAUACUGGUAGAAAUAAAAAAGCCUUCAAAUUCCUUGAACAUAAGGUUUCCAAAGUUGAAACUUAUGAGAGAUCGUAAUCUUUCAGUUUUUAAUUCUGAGGAAAAAAGAUCAAGAAGAAUCAAUAUGCAACCCUCUCAUCGUUAUAGUGCACGAUUUCAAUCAUCUCUCCGUCUUUCCUUCUCUUUGUCCACCUCCGUCUCUCCGCCGGUUUCUACUUGUGUACUUGUCCUUAAUAUUUGUUUGUUUUCUAUCUAUUGCAAUGUUGGAUUUCUAUUUAUGUCAAUUAUUAUAAUCAUCAUAUCAACUUUAAAUUAUAAUCUCGUUUCGUGCUAUGCCUCUAUCUGACAACCAUUUUGAUUUGAUGUCCCGGUAAUAACACAGCAAAACACACAGACGCAUUGAUUUUACGUGAUGGUAUAUUCAGCAUGGCUUGCGCACCGUUUUCACUUGAUGUACAAUGUGCCCUUAUCACUUAGAUCACUUUUGCUUCAGAAAACGCUGUUGAACAUUCAUGAAGCUUCUUAAAACGCAAAUGAUGGUUUUGUGUUAUGUCUUUGCGAGUUAUGCCGUCAAGUUUUUCGGGGUGAUUAUUUUGCGGCGAUCGUGAAAUUUGAUCGAAUCGGUGCUCUUCGCCAAUCACGCCACACCAAAUCGCUAGCUAUCGGCAACUCCGGGACACCUGGCCUUGACGAUUACACUUCGCUCGAUCAUUGUAAAAUCCUAUUAACAAAUGAACAUAUUUAGAUGUACUUUUAUCUGGUUGGACUGUGGUGGGGUGAACUAGUGUGAGCCAUUUAGCGGUGACUGGCGGUAGAUCUUCAAGUCUGGACCGUUGACAAACAAUGUCUGAAGGGUCGUAAAGGCUUUUGAGGGCAAGAAAAAAAACGUGUUCUCCUCAGAAAGCAGGUAGAAGAACAAUCUUAGCUUACGCCUGGCUCAAACUCAACAGGGCCUCUUUGGAAACGUAAAGGAAGUGUGAACAGACGUGGCUUGAGGUGAAGUGAAGAUCAUUUGCUGCAAGGAAGCCUUGCUUAAAUUUGAAUAGAUUUUGGGACUGUAGGUAACUCAUACACAGACCAACACCUUCUAAGGAGCCUCCUCUCUGUUGUUGCCAUGACAACGAACGCGACAACCACCACUAAGCCCACGCGCAUGACGACGAGCAGUAUCAUUCUUGUGUCGUACUUAUGUAUUGUAAUCAUCACAGCCUUAUUUGGAAAUGCCUUAAUCGCAUUGGUCAUCGUCAAAAAGAGGCUCCUGCAGAAUGUACAUUACUACUUCAUCCUUAAUUUACUCGUGGCAAACUUCCUGAACGCGCUUCUGAAAAUCCCUACCUCGAUACUGCUUCGCAUUGACAGAAACUGGUAUCCGCACUACGGGGUGUGCUACUUCACUACCCCCCUGGGGGUGCUGUUUGGCUCAGCUUCAGUACUGACGUUAUCAGCGGUCGCCAUCAAUAGAUACCUCGUUAUUUCGUCACCAUUCAGCUACACUGACAAAAUGCCGCCGGCAUUUGCGAAGACAAUUUUGGCGGGAAUCUGGGCGGGAUCCCUUGCUCUUGCUAUCCCGCCAACCACGUGGAGGUCUAAAGACUAUAUCUGUAGCAGCGGCGCAGUCUCCAAAGAACACGAAUUAACAGAGAUACUGUACUUCGUCCUUGCCCUGUGGAUGUUCGUAAUCAUCAUCCCAAGCAUAAUUAUGUUUGUUACGUACUUUAAGAUCUAUUUGAUAGCGAGAAACCACGCGCAACGGAUGCAUCAGCAACACAGCAAUACGUACACACCAACAGACCAGCAAACAAGACGUAGGCGGCGGGACCUCAAAGCCGCCAUUGUCUUGGCUGUGAUUGGCGGGAUUUUCAUAGUCUGCUGGUUGCCGUUCUUUGUGGUGCAAUCCAUACACAAGUUCAGCACUCAUCGCAUAGACCCGAUCUACUUCAGUAUCUUCAUGUGCUUUAUGUAUACAAACGCCGCUUUAGACCCUAUAGUACUUAUUUUAUUCAACUCCGAGAUAAGAAUGGCAUUUAUUCGAGUCUUUUGUAAGCGGUUCUACAGAGUCGACCCUCAUUCUAAUUCAGCAGUUUCGACAUUUCAAGGACUUAACAAUAACAACCACAGCUGACUAGGCCGGGGCCCUCAAAGGUGCGUCUUGGUACGCUAUUGGAGAGGGCCCGGUAAGAGGGACCAUACUUUAAUGGACGUCCAAGUCCCAAACGUGGAUAGCGAAGAGGGCCAUGAUAUCAUGUUAUGACAAAACAGUUUAAUGGCCCCAGAAUCUUCUGCAGAAUUUUCAUGCCCUAUGAACUAUCACUGCAAACUUGAGAUUUUAGAGGAGCUUAGUGGAAGUGAGUUUAUGUCCUGGCUUUAAAAAUGAUGAAUAGAUUGUGAAUAUUUGGGUCUA